Messenger RNA from Lachancea nothofagi CBS 11611, 336 nucleotides. The record is from the annotation of a GenBank genome assembly. Lineage: Eukaryota; Fungi; Ascomycota; Saccharomycetes; Saccharomycetales; Saccharomycetaceae.
AUGGCUCAAAAUAUUGUGCAAGAAAUGGCUGCUUCAUUGCGGUCGAGCAAAGCGCAGUUGGAAGUUGUAAACGCUCAAUUGCUCCAGUUAGACAGACAAAAAAAACUGGCUCAAGUGACAGCCAAAGAAUUGGAUUCCUAUCCUGUGGAACAAGUAUGGAGGUCUUGUGGCAAAGCGUUUGUAUUGCAAGACAGAUCCAAAUACACAGAGGACCUUGGUAGCGACGAGAAACUUGUGGAAGAGCAACUCAAAAGUAUGAAGAUCAAGCAAAACUAUUUGCAGACCACCGUGGACAAUACCGUGGAGAGCAUUAGACGAGUUAUAGAACAAAACUAA